Molecule: messenger RNA, 1290 nt
Organism: Zeugodacus cucurbitae (melon fly)
Lineage: Eukaryota; Metazoa; Arthropoda; Insecta; Diptera; Tephritidae
Gene: Atg12
Product: autophagy protein 12-like
Exons: 3
Coding region: 135-443 (102 amino acids)
Biological process (GO): nucleophagy; C-terminal protein lipidation; autophagy of mitochondrion
Cellular component (GO): phagophore assembly site membrane; cytoplasm; Atg12-Atg5-Atg16 complex
Source: RefSeq, a predicted model, not a curated record
GUGGCAACGUCGUCACUUGAAACGAUAUGAAAGUUUUGACAAACAGCUGUUGUGGAACAUUUUUAUUUUCGAUAAUACAAAGGAAUAAACAUUUUGACUUUAAAAUAAUAAUUAACUAAUUCACAACAUAAGCCAUGGCGGAUACAGAGGAUAAUUCUAUAACGGAGAAAGACAAUUCAAAAAUUUGUAUACUACUAAAUGCUACGGGCAACGUUCCAAUAAUCAAAAAACGCAAAUGGACAGUAGAUCCCAAUAAAACUGUUAGUUGGAUACAGAAGUUUAUACACCAAUAUCUUAAAUUAGAUGCAAGUGAACAGAUCUUUCUUUAUGUGAAUCAGACAUUUGCUCCUGCACCGGAUCAAGUUAUAAAAAAUCUCUACGAAUGUCAUGGUACGAAUGGCAAACUUGUUCUUUAUUAUUGCAAGAACCAAGCUUGGGGCUGAAUAAUCAAUCUAGUUAUAUUAGAUCUCUCUUGGUAUAGUAUUAAGUUAUAUUUCUCUUAUGUACAUAUGAUCGUAAGAAAUAUAUGUACUUAUAGAAACUUAUGUUAAUUGUAAAGUAUUUUUUUGUAUAAAUAAAACAUCAAUUUAGAAUAACAUAAAGCUUUUAUUUUAACUACAAAUGUGAUCAAAACAAUGUUCUAAACAUUACUUAUGUAGUCAUCUACUCAACUUUAAGCAUUGUUUUUCACAAAUAAAACUUAAUUGCCUCUAAUUGAUUCCAAAUGAUCAGCAGCCUCUUUAGAAAUUCUAUGAUAUUUGGCGAUGGCUGGUCUGUAGUAAUAGGCUUUGUAAUCGUUGCGCUCAGCCAUUUUUUCAUUGACAUCUUUCUCAAGUUGUCUGAAAAAUUCGAGAACAUGAACAACGAAUCUACGUUAAAAUAAAAAUGUAUUAAUGUAUUACCUUAUCAAAGCUUUCUCAUUUUCCUCGAAAAUAUGGUGCAAAGAUUUUUCGUAUUCUUGCUGUGGUGAAGGAUAGAUAUAUCGAGAAAUGAAGCGGGAAAUUGGGUGCUGAAAAGUAAUUACGAUGUUGGAUUUAAACAUGUCGACACGCAUUAAUGACAGCAGAUAUAUAACAUUAUUAAAAUUACUUUAUAUUUGGUCUCUCUCACUGUUUCUGUAUCUUAAAUAAAUCAAUUUGUUUUAUGGACUAACCUUGUGAUAUUCCCAAUGUUUGGGUUCGUAACCUUCAGGAAUCUCGGUCAACUGAGCUGGUCCAAUGAAAAUGUUAGUGUACAAAACAAUUCCUGUGAUAGGAAUAAGACCAAUCAUAACGUAGAAGUGUAACAAAU